AUGACGAGCCCGUUGGGAGGCGCGGCGCCAAUCUGCACGAGCUCCGCGGGAGCGCCUCGCGCGCCCCCGCCCGCGCCGCACGCACGCCAUGCUCCCGCCGGCGUCCUCGCGCGUGCGCCAUGCAUGGCUGGGGGGCGACCCUCCCACACGUCGGCCGCGCGGUGCGCCCCACGACGCGCCCUCCCUCCCGAGGCGGAACUGGACCAGCUCGCGUCAGACAUGGUGCUGUCCGGCCAGCUGGACGAGAUAGAGCUGCCGCGGCUGCACGAGAUGCACCACGCCCUCAACCUGACCAACGGGCUCGAGGCGGCCCCGAUCCUCUCCGAGCUGGGCCUUCCAUACUCCUUCACGCGCCUCCAGUCGACGGCGUGCGAGCAGCAGCUGUUCAACCAGAUCCUGCUCGACGUUGGACCGGACCUGAUGAUGCGCCUCGCGCUCGGCGAAACGGUGUGCGUGUGGGACUUUGGCAGCAGGAACAGGAAGCGGGGGAUACCGCGCGCGCUGUGGUACGGGCUCGAGUGGACGCGAUGGUGCCUCGAGCGCGAGUGGCUCGGACGCAAGGGCGACGGCAUCCUGCGCGGGUACAACGUCACGCGGGAGUUUGUCGACCACGCCAACUCCCUCGAGAAGGGCGUGAAGCGACGCGUCAGGUACUUCAAACAGUUCUGUCCCGCCGACAUGGAGCGCGUGUCGCUCGUCGGCGCGUAUAGGGCGACGGAGCACGACGACGACAAAGAGUUCUACCGCCGCGCCGCGUCGGCGCUGCAGCUGCGACCCGGCCACGAGCAGCGCAGCGGUGGGGACGUAGGAGCGCUUCCGGCGCGCGAGGUGCUGCGCCGGAGCGGGUUCAAGCUGUUCGUGGGCGGCGCGUGCCACUCGGAGUACCAGCGCGCGAAGCGGCGCAUCAUCGCCGAGCGCGAAGGGGGUUGA
Pedinophyceae sp. YPF-701 is the source of this 930-nucleotide messenger RNA. Lineage: Eukaryota; Viridiplantae; Chlorophyta; Pedinophyceae. The record is from the annotation of a GenBank genome assembly.